AUGCGUCUCAUGUCCCUGCUCUCCAUUGCGACCGCCCCAGUUUCGGAGCAGUCUGCGGCGCAGAGUGUGGCUGGAGCAAAGCUGCUGCGGCGUCGGCACUCCACCAGCCCGACAGGGCAGCAUCGGAGGACACUGCUGAUGAUGAUUAUCUUGACUCUGUUCGUGGGAGCAGUGGUGCUGGACUACGUCAGUCCCUGUCGAGCAUCGUCAUCGACGAGGGACAAAUUAUUGUACAUGGUGCAUUCAUGGGAUGAGUUGAUGACGGAACUAGAGGUGGUCCACUGGGUGGAUUUUGGAACGUUGGUCGGAGCAAUUCACUAUGGAGACCUUGUUCCCUGGGAUUACGAUGCCGAUGUCUCAUUCGACCGGCGCUAUGCUCGUUUGCUCCACGAAGGCAGGAUAGGAAGCCAACUGCUGAUGGAUUGGUACGGAAUUCGUGCCAAUGCUGCAAUGAUGGAGUACGAAGGAGUACAAGUCGAUGUCUUCUCCUGGACUUUGGUUCACAACGAUACGCAUCCCGAUCAGUCAAAAUAUGUCAAGUCCCGUCGUCGCCAUAGUGACUGGUUUGAGCAGACUUAUUCCGAUUUUGAAGCCCGAUGGGUUGAACCGACUCAAUCGAUGCCACUUGGGGGGAAGAUGGUCCAAGUGCCCGCCAAGCCUGUUGAGCUACUACAUCAGCGCUAUCCUUCACUUCGAUGGGGUCACAUUCCCUACAAAUGCAGUUGCUGGCUGGUAUGGAACUGGCCAAUAUGGAUGUUCCACUCAAGUCCCAAGACAGCACUCGAUAGAGCAGAAGAGGAGUGA
Messenger RNA from Symbiodinium sp. CCMP2592, 804 nucleotides. NCBI's taxonomy places the organism in Eukaryota, Dinophyceae, Suessiales, Symbiodiniaceae. The record is from the annotation of a GenBank genome assembly.